AUGAAGCUCUUGAUCCGGGGUGCAAAGGGUACAGGUAAGACGUCGCUAUUCCAACGACUCAAAGGCGAGUUGAUCCCGGAGACGCAUCAGUCUACGCCUCAGCUUCAAUCUGCUACGAUCAAUUGGAAAUUUCGUGAAAAUUUGGAAGAAAAUGUCAAAUGUGAAGUUUGGGACGUCGUAGAUCAAGGUUUUGUCCCUAUGGAGACUGUAAAUGGAGGUGAAGAAGGUGGGGGUACAAGAGGGAAGACUGCUGCUAUUGUGGAACAAGAAGGUCUGCAGAGUCAGAAGAGUCUGUCAGCUGGAAGAGUUACUGCUGCUAUGCAGAAUGGGACCCAUUCGAUGGCUGUUGUGGAUGCCUCGACUGUGAAUGUGUACCAUGUAGCUCAUGGCGUGAUUUUUUUACUGGAUAUUACCAAGUGGGAUACACUGGAGUAUGUGAAGCAACAGCUGGAUAAUGUCCCUGUACACAUUCCGACGUUAGUGUUGGGAAACUUUCGAGAUCAAGGAGCUCAAAGGAAGAUUUUCAAGGAAGAUAUCCAGGAAAUGCUGUACGGAUCAAGGGAUCGACCGCAACCACAACAGUGGAGACGACCGACGGAAUUACUGUAUUUCGAGUGCUCGUUGCUGAAUUGUUAUGGACUAAAAUCCUUGCACCAGUACUUUGGUAUCCCGUUCUUACAGUUGAAGUUGGCGACCAUCAGGCAACAAAUGCGUAUUGUGGAAGGCGAAUUUACACACUUGAAGCACGAUGUUCAAGCUACAAUUAUGGAACAGCGCUACGCGGAGUAUGUGGCGCACAUCAAAACGACCGGGUCGGAUAUUCGAACUGGUAGACGUAGCUCUGCAAGCGGCAGCACAUCACGAGCUGUAACAUGCAGCAACGUAGCGAAUUCAUCUUUUAGUGAUAUUGACCCAGGAAAGACCGCACAAGAUGGUACGGACAAUAGAUGUAAGGAGAAUGAUGCGGAAACUCCUAUAAUUGCUUUGACUACUCAAACGCCACAAAAGAAUCAAGAGGUGACGGAAUCGCAAGAUAUGAAGGAUUUACCCGCAAGAAAUAGUAGUGGUGUCAGCCAGGCAACGUCUUCAUUGAAGUUUCAACACAAGGAAAACAUGGCAUCCAUUCCAGAUGAUGCGACAGAUGUUAAUGUCCCACAUAUCAAAGGUGAACAUGCUUUACCCAAUGGAAAAAACAGUGAAUCUUCAUUGCUAAAUCAUGCUAGUCCUAACUGUCCUAGGAAAGUAUCAAUGGAAGAAGUGAUCCAUCUUGAGGAUUUUCAGGUGCCGAAAACGCGCAUUAGUGACCUAAAUCACUUUUAUUCGGAGGAUGAAAGUGAUGAAGAUAUUGGGGGUAACGAUGAAGAUGUAGUGGUGGCACCUGCGGAUGGAUUGAUGAAGGCAAAUACCAGUGGUGUGUACCACAAGCAGCGUUUUCUUGACUCCGACUCGGAUUCGGAUGAAAAUGAAUCGACGAGAGUUCAGCGUAGACGAAAUGGAAAGGUGUCUCGCAAACGCUCUCCUCAUCGCAGAGCAACCAAACAAGCGAAUGCUACUACUGGUUGGACAAUACUUCGACCCCAUGAAUCUUCACAACACCCACCUUCUCCACACCCACCGCCAACUGCUCCCCCAUCAAUUCAAAGGAGCAGGCCGGGAUCUCCAGCGCGAUCUGAACCUAGCAGUCCAGUAAAUGGUUCUCAAAUUGUGCCACGCGAGGAACCAUUAAAGCAUUGGCAGUCAGUUGGGCCAACAAACAAGUUAGCUCCAACUCCGACACAACCUGCUGUUCUGCGUACUUCUACUUCGGCUUCAUUAGCUCGUCAGUCCAGUCCAAGAAGCAAGAGCAAAAACAGCUCAGCACCGACAAAUUCUGAAAUGGGUGUAAUCGUAUUGCAAAGUGAAAUUGAGCUGAAGAACGAGUCUUCUUCAAGUGAGGAGCCAGGGUUCACAGGAACCGAAAAUUCAGCUAGCCUUUGCGGACAAGAAUCUCCGCAGACAUCUCCUAAACAAAAAGGUUCGAAGAAUUUGAGCUGUAAAACGCAUUCUUCCACUAAUGGUGCAAACGACAACGCGCUUAUCAGUACUACCACGUAUGCCACAGAGAAGAAAGAGAUGAGUGCAUAUGCUAUAGACAAUGACAUCAACAGUGGGCCGGCGAAUGAUCUUUGUGCUCCUGCACAAAAUCAAAAGGAUUUCUCCAUCAGAAAAGACGGAGGGCCAACUGAUGCCGGUAUGAACGGUUUGUGUGUAGAUGGACCGAAUACUAUACUCGCGCAUGAUGGAAAAGAAGAGUGCAAAUACAGUGCAGCUGCAACUUCGCAAGAAACCGAAGAUGCAGAUAUGCUCCACGAUGUGGUUGCUCCUAGCUCGCCCCAAUGUCAUCCCCAGGUACGCAUGAGUGAUGAAAAGAGCGACGGUGAUACAAGCGAUUCAACGGGCUCUACUAAAUCGCCUUUAUUAUCGCUCAAUGAGUCUGUGCUACUUCCUGAAGUAUCAGCACCUCCUACGUCGUCAAUGCAGUCGAAUACAGAUGGCGUGGAAAGCGUGACGAGCCAGGGUGUGAAAGAUACUAUGGGACAUUACCAUAAGAGAAAUAUGUGCGAUGCGGGCGACUUUCAUUCGCUGUCUGCGCUUCAAGCAUCACUGUCAUUGCCUGGUGAGACUACGUUACCGCUUCCAUCAAUUCUGCACGAAAGCACACAAGCACCAAUGGAUUUGUCGAAUUGUGUCAGUGAUUUGAAGACAGACGCAGCACCGCGGUUGUCCGACCUUCAAACAAUCCCCUCGGAGGCAUUGGCAUCUACACUUGGUGUGCCUGACUUAACGACUGUUGUUCCAAGCAAUGAUCUAGAGGCGUUUCUGAACGAAAGUGAUAGCGAUUUGGAGAAAGGACCAUCGUCGAGUGACGCAGGUUUUGCAGGUGGAAACAAGCAGUCAAAAAAACAGCAACGAGUCAACAGAAAUGUCAUAGUUGAGUCAAGUGACGAUAGCGACGAAGAAGGUGAUCAGGACAGGUUUGCGAGUUACAGUAUUAGUAAGAAGAACAGGUCCGAGCGGAGACGCCAGCAGAAGGAGGAUUUGCUCCAGCUGGAUGCCGUGCUCAACAUGAAAAAUGGUCCUCUCCUCCCGUCGGCAAGUGUUGCAGCAGCGACGGAUUCUUCGUUUGUGACAUCAGGUGUGAUGGAGGCCAUUCGCAAGGCACAAGAAGAUGCCAUGCGUAUGCUUCCAGCCGACACAGCGCCCAUAAUUGUUCAGGCAGAUUCCAACUUGUCCAAGAAGCGUCACACGCACAAGCACAAGAAGAAGCACAAAAGCAGGACGAGGACGACACCAAAAAGGGAUUGA
Peronospora farinosa is the source of this 3345-nucleotide messenger RNA. Lineage: Eukaryota; Oomycota; Peronosporomycetes; Peronosporales; Peronosporaceae. The record is from the annotation of a GenBank genome assembly.